AUGGACGGCGCGGAUCUCCCCUCCCACUCCGCCGCCACGGCAGCCGACGGCGACCGGCCUCCGGAGAGCGCGGGCGACGGCGGCGUGGAGGACGAACCUGCCGCCGCGCCCCCUCCGGAGCGGUGCGAGGCGCUGGCCUCCGCGAUCGCGGGGGUGCUGGCCGGCGCGCUGCGGGAGCACGAGGAGCGAGCGGCCGCCACGGCCCGGAGCCAGGACGAGGUCGCCGCUGCUGUAGACCGCCUCAACGGAGAGCUAGACAGGCUAUUAGAGAAUGCACCCUCAAUGGUAAUAAUGCAACAUUCAGCAAGGAUUUCCAGUAUCCGCAAGAGGAUUUCAGCAAUGAACAUGCUACUCAAGUCCAUACAGCGACGCAUAGAUAACAUUGAUAGAAUUAUUUCUACUGAUCAUUCAUCUCCUGUACAGAAAGCCGGUAAUGAAGUUGGAUCAAGGUGCACCACUUAG
Molecule: messenger RNA, 462 nt
Organism: Miscanthus lutarioriparius
Lineage: Eukaryota; Viridiplantae; Streptophyta; Magnoliopsida; Poales; Poaceae
Source: the annotation of a GenBank genome assembly